This is a messenger RNA of Coniophora puteana RWD-64-598 SS2, 916 nucleotides long. RefSeq lists its product as uncharacterized. The record is from RefSeq and is a predicted model, not a curated record. The transcript has a single exon. Lineage: Eukaryota; Fungi; Basidiomycota; Agaricomycetes; Boletales; Coniophoraceae. The coding region runs from base 1 to 771 and encodes 256 amino acids.
AUGCCCGGACGCGUCACCACCGUAACUCUCCACCCCCUUCUGGCCUUCAAACCCGACACGUACAUCCAAGAAUCGACAUAUAGCCAGUGUGCCCUAGAAUGGGACGUGCGAUUGCCACCGCAUACAGCACGCAUUGUCCCUACCCCCGCAGCAGUAGUAGCCUCAUCGCGGGCUCCGCCGCCUCCAGCAUACAACACCCCCGCUCCUUCCAAAUCCUCGGCACCCCUCCCGCGCUCGAUCACCCCCGCCGAGCUCGCCCAAUCCGCGACGACACCGCCUGUACGCUCGCUCAACCUCACCUGCGGGAUCCUCCCGCCCGAAUGGCGCAUCCGCGCGACCACAUCCUCUUCCUCCUCGUUAACCCCGAACGCCCCCAACGCCACCCCAAGCCAAAGCCCAUACGUGACCGUCGCCGACGUCCUCGCCGCGAUCCACACGCUCCUCGCGCAGCGCGUCAGCCACGCCGAGUGGGAGCGCCUCGCGCCGAAAGAGAGCGACCGCGUCGCGCGGACGUUUCACGCGCGCUGGCGGUGCGCGGACGGCGGCGACGAGGGCCAGUCGCGGGAGUACUAUGGGGGCGUGAGGAGGGUGGACUGGGUGUUGCAUGCGACGGCGUUUGCGGGGCUGACGUGUGUGCCUGCGGUGGCUGCCAGUGAUGGUGAUGGUGCUAGUGGUGGGGAGGCGGGGAGGAGGCGGAAGGGGGAGGUGGAGGUGGUGAUUACGCUGAGGCGGGAGAAGAGCCGGAAGGGGGAGAAGAAGGGGACGAAGUAAGGGAAGGGUAGGAGUUCUGGAUUGGAUUUGAGGAUUGGGCUUUGUUUUUUGCUGGAUGUCUCUGUCUUUGUGAUAUUGUAUAUUCGAAUAACUGCAUUUAUGAACUCUAUGAUCUUACGUUAUAUAUUAUGUAGCAUUGUGUUUC